Diorhabda carinulata is the source of this 1190-nucleotide messenger RNA. Its product is annotated as putative nuclease HARBI1. The transcript has 2 exons. Lineage: Eukaryota; Metazoa; Arthropoda; Insecta; Coleoptera; Chrysomelidae. Bases 1 to 996 code for a protein of 331 amino acids. The record is from RefSeq and is a predicted model, not a curated record.
AUGACAGAGGAUACUUACCAAGAAUUAUUGUGUUUGGUUUCUCCUUUGAUUGAAAGACAAAGCACCGUAAUGAGAAAUCCCAUAUCUUGGGAAUUCACAACCCUUAUUUCUAAACCAUCGCUCUGCAAAAUAAUACCUGAAACGUGCAAGGCAAUAUACAUGGUAUUGAAAAAAUUCAUUAAGUUCCCGAGUACUACUUCUGAAUGGGAAGACAUCGCUACAGAUUUUGAAGACAAGUGGAACUUUCCUCAUUGUUUGGGUUCAAUUGACGGAAAACAUAUUAGGAUUGUUCCUCCAGCAGACAGUGGUUCCUACUACUACAACUACAAGAAAACUCACAGCAUCGUCCUUAUGGCUAUAGCUAAUGCUAAUUACGAGUUUAUCUAUUGUGACGUAGGUACUAAUGGCAGAAUAUCUGAUGGGGGAGUGAUUAAUAACACAGUUUUCUACAAACGUCUUGUAGAGAAAAAAUUGAACAUUCCAGAACGUCAACCAGUGACCAAUUCAACUCGAGAGCUGAACUAUGUUUUUGUUGGCGAUGAGGCGUUUGCAAUGCGUCCAGAUUUACUAAAGCCAUUUAGUCGAGCAACACUAACUAAUAACAGAAGAAUUUAUAAUUAUCGCUUGUCCAGAGCUCGCCGGGUAAUAGAAAAUACAUUUGGUAUUUUAGCAUCUCGAUUCCGUGUUCUAUAUACUGCAAUUAAUAUGGAUGUGAAUAACAUUGAAUGGGUCGUUCUGGCGUGUUGUGCUUUACAUAACUUUUUACGUAAACAGUCUGCAACAUAUGCGCCUCCUGAUGUUUUUGAUCGAGAAUAUACCAGCGAGGGUGUUACAGUAAAAGGUUUACGAUGUGAUGCAGAAAAGAUGCAUCACUUACAACGACGUUCUGGGUGCAAAACUUUGGAAGAAGCCAAAAAAGUUCAAAAUGAAUUUUGUACCUAUUUUAAUGGUGAGGGAUCAGUGCCAUGGCAGGACAAAUUUGCUUUGGAUGUGUAACAGACUUGCAAAGGACCAAAAUUGCAUAAUAAAUGUAUUUAGAUAUUGACUUUUCACUUAGAUUUUAAUUUAUAAACUGCUAGAAUAACAAGUACUUUGUUAAAAGUAAAUUAUACAUUUUGCACAUUAUAUGUAUAACGAAAUUACUAUUAUAUUUUGUUAUUUCCUUAUAUUACAUCCUAAAUCAUGUUAAC